AUGGCCAAGUUCUCGACGAGAUGUGUGAUUGCGUGUCUGCUGACAGUCGCAAUGUGCCUGCUACAGUAUAACCUCUUCUUCCGGAAUUUCAAAUUCAAAUUGUGGAAAGAGAGAGACUUGAAGGCAAGCAAAACAAUCGAGAAAAGGUUAGAAUCCACUUUCUUUUCUGAUUCAAACUCAUGCAAAACUGUUUCCAGAUUACCAUCGGCCCUGAUCGUCGGAGUUCGGAAAGGGGGUACUCGUGCCUUGUUGGACGCAGUCGCCCUCCAUCCGAAAGUUCGAAUUGUUCGGAAGGAAACGCACUUUUUCGACUCGAAUUACUCACUUGGAUUCGAUUGGUACCGUGAUCAGAUGCCCGACGUUGAGAGUGAGGACGAGGUGAUUCUGGAGAAAACGCCUGCGUAUUUCACAAACGAACACGUUCCGAGGAGGGUGUUUGAAAUGAAUCCGGACAUGAAACUGAUUCUGAUCGUGAGACAUCCGGUCUACAGGACGGUCAGUGAUUUUACACAGGUAGGUGGUGUUUUAUAAAUACUAGAACACCCCUGAUAUUCAGGUUUACUACAACAAGUUAGAACAGAACAAGACACUUCCAGUCCUAUCUUUGGAAGCAUUUCGUUCAGACGAAGAGGGCCGCGAAAUGAUAAAUAUGGAGUACAAACCGAUGACGAACUCGCUCUACGACAUUCACAUUUCGAAGUGGCUCAAGUUCUUCAAAGUUCACAACUUUCUAUUUGUGAAUGGAGACGUUUUUCGGGCCAAUCCGUUGCACGAAGUGAGCACAAACAUUACAUUUGAAACGAUGAAAUAGAACGUUUCAGUUGCGAAGAGUUGAAGAGUUUCUGGGACUGGAACGGGCGAUAACUCCCAGUCAACUGGUAUUCGAUUACAAAAAAGGAUUCUUCUGCUUUCGAAAAACCACGAGAAUACGAUGUUUGGGAGAAACGAAAGGUACGUGUAUUCUGCAAUGAUUUUAUUCAAUGGUGUCAAACUUUCAGGUCGAAAGCACCGAUCUGUGAGCGAUGAAGUAGUGUUCAAGUUGUCCAAUAUGUUCGAAGAGCACAAUCAGAACUUUUUCCGGUUAAUUAACCGAACUUUCUCAUGGGAUUAG
Molecule: messenger RNA, 1111 nt
Organism: Caenorhabditis sp. 36 PRJEB53466
Lineage: Eukaryota; Metazoa; Nematoda; Chromadorea; Rhabditida; Rhabditidae
Source: the annotation of a GenBank genome assembly